Molecule: messenger RNA, 3657 nt
Organism: Siniperca chuatsi (mandarin fish)
Lineage: Eukaryota; Metazoa; Chordata; Actinopteri; Centrarchiformes; Sinipercidae
Gene: wasla
Product: WASP like actin nucleation promoting factor a
Biological process (GO): regulation of Rho protein signal transduction; actin filament organization
Molecular function (GO): actin binding; small GTPase binding
Source: RefSeq, a predicted model, not a curated record
UACAUCGGACCGAACCAUUUUGUGUUAGCAACAACAUUUUAGCUUCAUAAUGGGCAAAAAACACACACCAGCCGCACAGUUUUAACUUAAAAUAGCCUUAGAAUCAUAUCUUCUGGCAUGUGUGUUCGCCAACUUCACCAUUUUAUCCAUAUUGCAGUGGAUAGUUUUGGAGUUUUCCCGAACCAACACCCCCCUCUCCUCUUUCUUUAAAGUGGUCUGCUCCGUCUUGCUGCCAUGUUGGAUGUACGCAUCGCUGCUGCAGCUGCUGGAGUUUCCGAAUGAAAGUUAAACGUUUAUCCGCGUACAUGCACAUAGUGAGUCCUUAUUUUUUUUAUUUAACGCCAAACCGAGAAGUUACUGUUCUUUCUUAAGCAGGGGUGAGCCUGGAAACCCUCCCCCUCUUCUCCCCCCCGUCCUUCUCCGUCCUCCAGCCUGGAGUCGGACUCAGCGGAGAUGAUCCGGUUGCAGGCCACAGCAACCGGAGCCCGCAUGGAUUUUCUGUAAUUAGUAGUGUUUGCUGAAUCCGUCCGGGAUAACUGCAUCGUUUCGGGGGUUAACUACAAGAAUUCGCAGCCAUGAACAGCCACCCGCCGUCCCGCAGGUCCGCUAACGUCGGCUCCAUCCUCCUGACCCCGCAGGAGAACGAGUGCCUGUUCGGCUACCUGGGAAGGAAAUGCGCCACUCUGUGUUCGGCGGUGGUCCAGGUGUACGGUGCAGACCGGAGCUGCAACUGGGUAAAGAGGUGCUGUGGAGUGGCCUGUCUGGUCAAAGACAACCCACAGAGGUCCUACUUCAUCAGAGUGUUUGACAUCAAGGAAGGGAAAACCAUGUUUGAACAGGAACUGUACCACAACUUCUCCAUCAGCAGCUCCAGAUCCUACUUCAUCUCAUUUGCAGGAGAUACCUGUCAGAUGGGUCUGAACUUUGCCAGUGAAGAAGAGGCCAAAAGAUUCAGAGCCGCAAUCAACGACUUGCUCAACCGACGACAACGCAAAAGCGAGAAGAGAGGUGACCCUAAAAAUGGUCCAGCUCUGCACAUGGCCACAGUGGACAUCAAGAACCCGGAGAUCAACAACGUCCGAUUCCACAACUCCCACAGCCACCAGCAGCCGUACCACCUCAACAACAUGCUGAGCCACAGCGGGCUAACCCGGAAGGACAAGAAGACCAAAGGCAAGAAGAAGAAGCUGACCAAGGCUGACAUCGGCACGCCCAGCAACUUCCAGCACAUCGGUCACGUGGGCUGGGAUCCAAACACAGGUUUUGAUCUCAACAACCUGGACCCUGAACUCAAGAACCUGUUCGACAUGUGCGGCAUCUCUGAGGCUCAGCUGAAGGACCGAGAGACGUCCAAGGUCAUCUACGACUUCAUCGAGAAGAAGGGAGGGGUGGAGGCUGUCAAGAACGAGCUGAGGAGGCAGGCACCCCCCCCACCUCCUUCUCGUGGUGGUCCGCCUCCUCCUCCUCCCCCCCACAGCUCGGCUCCACCCCCUCCUCCUCCCCCGUCCAGAGUGGGCCGGGGAGCCCCUCCACCCCCUCCUCCAUCCAGAGCCCCCGCCUCAGCUCCUCCACCUCCGCCUCCCUCCAGACCAGGAACUCUGGGUGCCCCGCCUCCUCCACCUCCGCCCACCAGGGGAGGUCACCAGCCCCCUCCUCCUCCUCCCCAUCAUCACCACCACCACCAGCCUCCCCCUCCUCCUCCUCCAUCUGCCUUGCACGCCUCCAUCGCACCCCAAGCCCCGCCCCCUCCACCUCCCGCAUUGGCCCAUCAGUCUCCAGUGGGUAACGGGGGUGGCUCAGCCCCUGCUCCACCUCCUCCCCCUCCUCCCCCUCCCGGCCCCCCUCCCCCUCCAGAGCUGGAUGGUGGAGGCGGAGACUCUCCUCAUUCGCCGAGUCCCGGUGGGAAGUCAGCGCUGCUGGAGCAGAUCAGAGGAGGAGCCCAGCUGAAGAAGGUGGAGCAGAACCACCGAGCGCCGACCUCCGGCAUUGGACGCGAUGCCCUGCUGGACCAGAUCCGACAAGGAAUCCAGCUCAAGACCGUGUCAGAUCAUCCGGAGUCCGGUCCUCCAACGCCGGCUCCCACCGCGGGCAUCGUCGGCGCUCUCAUGGAGGUGAUGCAGAAGAGGAGCAAAGCCAUCCAUUCCUCAGACGAAGACGAGGAUGACGACGAAGACGAGGACUUCGAAGACGACGACGAGUGGGACGACUAGUGAAGAUUUCUCUCCUCAACCCCGGUCCCUCCACAUCUACAGCUGACACUAAAAUAUCUUCUAAAAAUCUUCCAGCGUCUGACUAAAAUUGUAAUGUAAAUGUUGUAUGAAUUGGCUGUAUAUUUAUUUUUGCCUAUUUGCUUUUUGUUUUUUUAUGACUAUUAUAAUUAAUCUGUGCAAUACCUCAUCCGUUAAAUCUGUAUCGUUCGUCACACACCCUCAUCGUUAAAGACGCUACACUGUCCCCGGGACAUUCUGUCAUUAGAAAGCACUUAACACCGCCAUCAGCACAAUGUGGAGAUGCAGCCGGCUUCAUGUCAUUAUUAAUAAUCAAUAAUAUAAAACACUAUAGCUGCUCCACUGAGAGGAAUCUGAAUUGCAGUCUUCAUGUGCUCCUUGGGAAAUAUUUUUUUGUGUUCAUUUCUUCGUGUUUUCAUUCCUCUUGAAAGAAACUGAAAAGGGAGACGUACGUGUGACCAAACAGGCAGGAUCCUCUUUGUGUUUGACAGUGGUCUGUUUAAAUGCGAGAUAACACUAUUUUCUUACUGUGCUUCUUUUCGUACCUCCGAGUUUCCUAAUAAAUUGUAGUUUAGUCGUGUUAUUUUUUCAUAAAUACUUUGACCAAAAUGCUGCGGCUCAGUCGCCUCGCGGAUUUUCAACUUUUAUUUUUUAUGAAAUUAAAGCCGUUUAUUUGCACACAGUUUAUAUGAUAGUUCAGUUUUGUGUUUUUCUGGUGUGCGUUUGUCAAAUAAUUUGUAUUUUAUUUCAAGCAGGUUACAGUGACGAUGGACACUUUUAAAAGCUAAAGGUUUCGCAAUAUUGGGACAUUUAAAUGGGAGUACAAACAUGACUGAUGAUGUUUCAGUUAGUGACUUUCUUUGGCUUAAUACGAAAACAUGUCUACACCCGUUAACUCACACUGUGGCAUUUGUGAAAUGAAGAAAGUUUUGUUCUUAAUGUUAAGUUGAUUGUUUUUGUUGUGACAUCAUUCCGUUAUUUCCUGCAGGAGGAAACAUCAACAGCGCUCUGGUCAGUAUUUCAAACAAAUAUCACAUCACACAAAGCAACUAAAAGAUAAAAAAACUCAUUUGUCCUCUUCUGUCCUUCAGUUAACAAACUAUAAUUUUAUGCGAUGCGACUGUAAAUGCCUCCUUAUGGAGAAUAAUAAAAAAAAAAGCAAAUAAAUAAUGAACCAAAUUUGGCAUUAUCAAGCAGCUUGUGGGUUUGGCAAUGCCUGUGAUCCUCCGUCUGAAAACGGUGUAAAGAAAUAACCAACGCUCGUUUUAACUGUUCGUCUUAAGAGUUUUUACCGUCCUCCAGCGAGGCUUAAUGCUGCAUUGAGAAGCCGAGAUACUGACAGAGAACCUGUGAAAAGGGUCGGGAGGGGUGGGGGGCAAUGAAAAUACUAAAUUGUAUACUUAAAUAAAUGUUAAUAUUUACAGAGAAA